Molecule: messenger RNA, 2859 nt
Organism: Arctia plantaginis
Lineage: Eukaryota; Metazoa; Arthropoda; Insecta; Lepidoptera; Erebidae
Source: the annotation of a GenBank genome assembly
AUGAAGUCAGAUAACCUGUAUUAUCACAUCCAGAAUGCGGUAGGCCGCUCCUGUCCUAGUGACCUAGUGACACGGCACCUUAUUGCCAGAAGCAAAAAGCCUCACUUUGUGAGCCCGAACAAAUAUAAACCUGUACGCAAAUGUUCCGCACGAAUAGCCGACCACAACUGUCGCGCUCGCUGUCCAAACACUUCUCGUCGUCAGUUGAAUGAGUACAUCGAUCACUACGAACCACUGGAUUAUGAUGCAGACACGUUGCACGAGCAGCACCUGCGCGCGCGACGGUCUACAGACGUGCCUUCCGAUCUGCGUCUUGAAUUUAAAGCAUAUGGAAGGCGAUUUAAGAUGCGCUUGCGACGAGACUUAUCUGCGUUUAGCGAAGACUUUAAAAUCGAAGGUGCUAAAGGACAGUUACAUGACGUCGAUACAUCACACUUAUACCGCGGAGAACUGGCUGGUGACCCACAGUCAACAGUGUUCGGCUCGGUGACAGACGGUGUCUUCGAGGGAAAGAUAAUAGGGAGCGAUGGUUCGUUCUACGUAGAGCAUGCGCGGCGAUACUUCCCACCGAACGGGACGCGCACGCGCGUGCACUCUGUCAUCUAUCGUGAGGGUGACGUCAACGAUCCCUAUGCCCAUCGAAGACACGGCCAUGUCGGCGGUUGCGGGAUAACGGAUGAGGUCGUCCAAUGGAUGGAGCGUAUUCAGAAUUCGGGAGUUGAAGACGAUUCUGUGUCAUCACCUCCACCUUCUCCGACUCCCCAACAUUCACUAUCAACCCCAUCGCACGGGUACCACGCCCCAGCAUCUGCACCUAUGCAUCCCAACAGUUUGAGGGAUGACUCGACAAGAUACUGGGACUUUCAUAAUUAUAAUAAAUACUCCCGUGCGGCGAACACAGGCGAACAUUCGAGGUCAAAACGAGCGACAAUAGACAAACGAAACACGUGCUCCUUGUACAUACAGACGGACCCCCUCAUAUGGCGACACGUCAGGGAGGGAUUCCCGGACCACCGAGACCUUAGCAAGAAAGCCGAAGUGGACAUGAAAACUCGCGAGGAGAUUCUGUCACUGAUAUCACACCACGUCACUGCCGUCAACUAUAUAUACAGCCAUUCCAAAUUCGACGGCCGCUUGGAGCAUAGGAACAUCAAGUUUGAAGUACAGAGGAUUAAGAUCGACGACGACUCAAUGUGUAAUACGCACGGACUCGCUGAAUCGAACCAGUUCUGUUUAGAAAACAUUGACGUAUCCAACUUCCUGAACCUACACUCGCUCGGAAACCACGAGGACUUCUGUCUAGCCUACGUGUUCACUUACAGAGACUUCACUGGUGGCACACUGGGUCUUGCGUGGGUGGCGAGUGCGAGCGGUGCAUCGGGAGGCAUAUGUGAGAAGUACAAGACAUACACAGAGACUAUAGGAGGAAUGUAUCAGAGUACGAAACGAUCACUCAACACUGGCAUUAUCACUUUCGUUAACUACAACAGCCGAGUACCGCCUAAAGUUAGCCAGUUGACUUUGGCUCAUGAGAUCGGUCACAACUUUGGAUCACCGCACGAUUAUCCAUCGGAAUGUCGUCCAGGCGGGCAACAGGGCAACUUCAUAAUGUUCGCGUCGGCGACGUCAGGCGAUCGCCCCAACAACAGUCGGUUCUCGACGUGCAGUAUCGGCAACAUCAGCCAGGUGCUAGACGCGGUGCGCGAAGGUCGCAAGCGCAACUGUCUCUCCACCAGCGAAGGUGCCUUCUGCGGGAACAAGAUCGUUGAGGUCGGCGAGGAGUGUGAUUGUGGUUAUGAUGAAAACGAGUGUAAAGAUAAGUGUUGUUACCCACGACUGCUGAGUACUAUAGAAAAAGAGAAGAACGACACUGCCAAGGGUUGUACGAGGAGAGCUAACACUCAAUGCAGUCCAUCUCAAGGACCGUGCUGCGGAAGCAACUGCCAGUUUGUGCCGGCCCACCGCAAUCAGACGUGUCGCGAGGCUACCGAGUGCAGUCACGCCUCCUUCUGUUCCGGGAACUCUGCUGACUGUCCUGAACCUAGGGCUAUGGCUAAUCGUACUAAGUGUAACAACGGCACCCAGCUGUGCAUCAGCGGCGAGUGCAGCGGCUCCAUCUGCCUGGAGUGGAACAUGACGGAGUGCUUCCUGUCGUCCACGAUGCGCGCGGCGGGCGAGGGCGUGGCCGUGGCCGUGUCGGACCGGCGCGCGCUGUGCCAGCUGGCGUGCCAGCGCGGCGCCGGCCCGUGCCGCAGCACGGCCGAGUUCGCGCAGCAGGUGGGCCUGCCGCUCGGCGGCAUCAGCCUGCGCCCCGGCUCGCCCUGCGACAACUUCCAGGGCUACUGUGAUGUGUUCUUGAAGUGCCGCGCCGUAGACGCGGAGGGUCCCCUAGCGCGUCUGAAGAAUCUCCUUCUCAACCGCGACACACUACAGUCUGUCCAAGUGUGGGUGACAGAGCAGUGGUGGGCAGUGUUACUGGCGGGAGUAGCGCUCAUCGUGUGUAUGGGCGCCUUCGUCAAGUGCUGCGCUGUCCAUACUCCGUCGUCGAACCCGAAACGGCCCCCAGCUAGGCGGCUAUCUGAGACGCUGCGACGACCCAUGAACACGUUGCGGCGCAUGCGGCACCCGCACGGCGGCGCGCGAGCUGGCGUCGCCGCGCCCCCCGCGCGCUCCCCCGCGCGCGCCGCGCCUCGCCCCGGCCACCGCCGCACGCGCAAGCACAAGGGCUACGCGCCGCCGCUCGCCUACCCGCACCGGGACCUGGCGUCAGCGCCGGCGGGCCCCAGCAGUCGCCGAAGCGAACCGUACGCCAACGCCUACCCGCAGUCGUACGAAAUGCGGCCCCCGCAGAAGGUCUGA